AUGCUUGAGAAUCGCACCGAACACGAACUCACUGAAGCAGCUCGCCGCCACCUGGAAGGGAAACUUUGUGGGCCUCCCCCUGAAGAAUGGGAUGCUGAACUCCGCGCCUUGCAACAGCAAGUUCCUGUCGAUGAUGAGUGGCUUCCCUUUACCCUUCAGGAGGUACAAGAUCAGCUGACGAAAAUGAAAACCCGCUCUUCGGUCGGUCCAGACGGUAUUGGAGUCUCGCUGCUUCGUGCCCUUGUCGACCACGACACGCUUGCGGACGAUUUCCUCGCCAUUGUCACCCAUGUGAUCGCUACCAAUGCCACGCCGGAUCACUGGCGCACAUCACUCUUGGCUCUCUUGGCGAAAACGGAGCAACCGCAGGGCCCCGCCGAUCUCAGACCCAUUGCGAUGUCAUCCGCGCUCCAACAAACUGGCAGUCAGACUUGUCAUGCAACGCUACGCGACAUGUCCAAAGAGUGGAAAAUCCCACUGGUGAUUGCCAAACUUGACAUCAGAGGGGCGUUCGACGCGAUCAACAGGCGAUGCGUUGCAAGCUAUUUGGUCCGUAAACUUGCACAUUGUGGCUUGGACAGGGAAACAAGAUUCCUACUGGAGCAACUGCAGUCUAACCUCCUCGUCGGCAAAGUUCCUGGUGCGGAUGACAUCACGGUACGCUGCACGAGUGGUAUCCGACAAGGGGCCCCCGAAUCGGCGGAGAUAUUUGCGCUCGUGCUCCAUGAAGCCUUGGAAAUUAUGAUGGAGGGCGAAGCCUGGCGCCAGAUCGGGAAGCCAAUUCGAGACUUGGACGCUGAACUUCUCAUGUAUCAGGAUGACCUUUUACUUUGGGACGGUGACGUUCGCAAGCUCGAGACCAAACU
Symbiodinium necroappetens is the source of this 866-nucleotide messenger RNA. The record is from the annotation of a GenBank genome assembly. Lineage: Eukaryota; Dinophyceae; Suessiales; Symbiodiniaceae.